Gordionus sp. m RMFG-2023 is the source of this 2021-nucleotide messenger RNA. RefSeq names its product soluble guanylate cyclase 88E-like. Gene Ontology annotation, biological process: response to oxygen levels; cGMP biosynthetic process; nitric oxide-cGMP-mediated signaling. Bases 109 to 1938 code for a protein of 609 amino acids. The transcript is spliced from 17 exons. Gene Ontology annotation, molecular function: heme binding; guanylate cyclase activity. The record is from RefSeq and is a predicted model, not a curated record. Gene Ontology annotation, cellular component: guanylate cyclase complex, soluble. NCBI's taxonomy places the organism in Eukaryota, Metazoa, Nematomorpha, Gordioida, Chordodea, Parachordodidae.
CCUCGUUCCCAUUUGCUUGUCAUAAUAAAAAUUUUGAAAAAAAAAAUUAAAAUUCAUUUUUAAUUUGUCAAAAACAAACCUUUGAAGUUUAUUAUAGGUUUAUAAAUCAUGUACGGUAUUCUGUUGGCAUCAAUAUCCCACUAUAUUAUAGGGUCACUAGGAAAGGAGGCUUGGAACGAUAUUAAGAAAAAGGUUGGGAUUAAUUACAACGAAUUCAUUCACAAAAAGGUUUACAGUGAAACUCUUGUAAAUAGGAUUAUUAAUGCAACCGAAGAAUUAUAUGGCAUUCCGAGAAAAACUUUAAUGAUUGAAACUGGGAAAUUUUUUAUGGAAAGUUUGGAAGGCCAAGGUUUUUCCAAGAUGCUAAGAGUUUUAGGUAGGAAUUUUAGCGAUUUUCUAAAUGGACUAGACAAUCUCCAUGAAUACGUAAGAUUCAGUUUUCCCAGACUCAAAGCACCCUCAUUUACUUGCGAACGAGAGCAUGAAUCGGGUAUUUCGAUAAGAUAUCGGUCCAAGAGAAAAGGCUAUCACGAAUAUGUUAUGGGAAUAUUAAUAAAGGCCGCAAAAUUAUACUAUAAUUUGGAUAUUGAAAUAGCAAUCCACAAGGAUUCAAGUUCCAAGGAUAUCACUGAUGUAUCUUAUGACCUAAAAUUUCCAAACAAAAAGUUCAAGAUCGAUACUAUAAAUAACCCAAAAGUCAAUCUAUUUCCUUUAUCUCCUGCUAGAUUUUUAAGUCUGUUUCCUUUUCAUUUAGUUUUUGACAAAAAUUUAAUUAUAUUGAGCGCGGGAAAUGCAUUAAAAAACCUAAUGCAAGAUAUAGUCGGACAAAGUUUAGAUGAAACCUUUUCUGUUAUCAAGCCAUUGAUUGAAAUAGAUUUUAAUGAAAUAAUAGAGCAUUCCAACAAUGUUUUCGAAAUUCAAUCAUUGUAUGAAACUAACAGAAUUUAUCAUGACGACAACUUGUCGAUUGGCACGCAAGCGGAAUCUCUCGAUGAGUAUUCAUCUGCUGGGAGCAAUAAUUUGGAAGCUACUACAAAGAUCAUUAUCAAAGGGCAAAUGAUUAAACUAGACCGAUAUUUGCUAUUUAUAGGAGUUCCUAUUAUAUCCAAUAUUGAAACUUUAUCCAAUAUAGGACUGUUUUUGAAUGAUUUGAGUAUGCAUGAUAGUAGUCGCGAAUUACUUGUAGCUGGGGCUCAACAAAAUGCCGAGUUAAAAUUAGCUUUAGACAGGGAAAUGAGAAGAGGACAUGAGUUGGAGAUGAGUAUGUCUAAAUUAGAUUUAGAGAAAAAGCGAAAAGAAGAAUUAUUGUAUCAACUUAUUCCAAAAGAAAUUUGUUACAAAUUGAACAACUCGGACCCAAAUAACAUCUGUGAGGUUUGUGAUUCAGUGACUUUGUUGUUCACUGAUAUAGUUGGAUUUACUAGUACUUGCAGUAGAAUGUCUCCCAUGGAAGUAGUUGGCAUGUUAAAUUUAUUAUACACAUCAUUCGAUGAGUGCAUCGAUAAAUACCAAGUCUACAAAGUGGAAACCAUAGGUGAUGCUUAUUUGAUAUGUGGAGGACUUCCUGUUAAAACCGACUCUCAUGCAUCUGAUAUAGUGGAAACGGCGUUGUUAAUGAUGAAAGUUAUUAAAAAUUUUAAUAAUCCUUUUAACAAUGUGCCCUUGCAAAUGAGAGCUGGCAUACAUUCCGGAUCUGCGGUAGCUGGUAUUGUUGAUAGAAAAAUGCCGAGAUAUUGCCUUUUUGGGGAAAUCACUAACAUUACUAAAAAAUUGGAAACCUUGAGUAGGCCGAUGCACAUACACGCCAGCAACAAAACAUUUGAAAUGUUGGGAACAAAUCAUCCGUUCAUAAUUGAAAAGGUUGUUAGCGCGGAAAUCGAAGAGAAAUUAGGCUUUCCUACUUAUUGGAUACUUGGAAAAUAUGCAGAUAAGAAAUGAGAAAUGAGUUAUAUAAAUAUAAUUGUACAAUUUACGUUAUUUCCUUACAUAUUUAUAUUGUCAGUGUUUAACUUUUAUGUAUU